Molecule: messenger RNA, 1059 nt
Organism: Acanthosepion pharaonis
Lineage: Eukaryota; Metazoa; Mollusca; Cephalopoda; Sepiida; Sepiidae
Source: the annotation of a GenBank genome assembly
AUGCUUUCUACAAUCUCCCCGAGAAAAUGCCACAUACACGCUCUAGCCGCCCUUGUUACUUUAACGGCAGGCUCUUUUUUCCUUCACGUUCUCACUAACGGCCCACCGUAUCGAUCCGACAGCCAUGGAUACUUGGAGUCAAUCAAAGAAACCUAUAGUUAUUACCGUCGGCACCGGCAACGUGUCAACCCGCUUGACUUCACCUACCCUAUACCUGGUACGGACAUCUGUCGGGAUGGAGCUCCCUUCUUCCUCAUCCUGGUCAUAUCCUUGCACUCCAGACGAGCCGAACGAGAUGCUAUCCGAUCAACAUGGGGAAGCAUUUCCCGCGGUAAACAUUGGCCACGGGGACCCGCCGGAAGCUUGCCUCCGGACACGCCUCCAAAUCUCAUCACGAAAGUCGUCUUCCUGUUCGGGAAACACUCCAACAACUCAUACAAUCGAGAGCUACUUCACGAAAGUGCUCAGUACAACGAUGUCGUACAGGCAAACUUUACCGAAAAUUACCGAAAUCUGACACUCAAAGUGCUUAUGGGACUUAAGUGGGCGCUUAAGCAAUGUGCCGAAGCCGAAUUUAUUUUGAAGGUCGACGAUGAUACUUUCGUUAAUGUUCCUAUGAUGGUCGAUUACGUGAUCUCGAGGGAUUACUGGGAAAAAACUAUAAUGGGCUUUAUAAAUUAUAAGCCCUUUCCUUUCCGCUAUUACACAAAGUGGCAAGUCAGCUGGGAAGAAUACCCAUAUUUUCGUUAUCCUUCGUAUGUUUCUGGAAAUAUUUAUUUGUUUCUUUCCCUGACGGCCCACGACCUAAUGGAUGCUGCAGAAUAUCUCCCGUACGUAUCGAUGGAAGAUGUCUACAUUACCGGUAUUCUGGCCGAGGUGGUCCGGAUGAAGUACCAUCCAAUCCCGCGUAAGUUGUAUAAUCAGAAGGAACGGGCUACAGUGUGCGAAUUGGCAACGAACAAACGUAUUGCAAGCCAUUCGAUCACGGCCCCAUUGCAUUACAACGUAUGGAGAGCAAUGCUGGACAAGACAUGUAGUGGAGCAGAAAAACUGUUAUAA